Molecule: messenger RNA, 1623 nt
Organism: Pseudomassariella vexata
Lineage: Eukaryota; Fungi; Ascomycota; Sordariomycetes; Amphisphaeriales; Pseudomassariaceae
Product: sulfite oxidase-like protein
Exons: 3
Coding region: 1-1623 (540 amino acids)
Cellular component (GO): mitochondrion
Molecular function (GO): molybdenum ion binding; oxidoreductase activity
Source: RefSeq, a predicted model, not a curated record
AUGACGGCGCAGGGGACCGAUUCACCCGAGCAUUGUCUGACCCAUACGCCAUCACGACCCUCAAGUGCCGGAGCCGGCGCAGGCGUGCUCACGGUGCUCUUCUCCGUCUUCCAGCCCGUUUCGCACGAAACACUGGAAGCAGACGUUGAGGAUGAAGGACCGGCACAAGCAGCAGAUAGCUCUAAUCCUGGCGAUGGGCUACCGCAAUACCGAUUGUCGGAAAUCAAGAACCACGGGCCCAAAUCAUCGAGACCAUGGGUCAUAUUUGAAGACAAGGUGUAUGAUAUCACGGAUUGGAUACCCGCCCAUCCAGGCGGUGAAGUGAUUCUCCGCGCAGCAGGCGGCAGCAUCGAGCCGUACUGGGACAUCUUUGCCAUCCACAAAACGCCCUACGUACGCGAGAUCCUGCAGCAAUUUGUGGUGGGCAAGAUUCACCCAGAUGACCUGGAAGAUGGGCGACCACGCAUGAACGACAUCGAGGACCCGUUCGUGUCGGACCCGACGCGAGAUCCGAGAUUGCGACAGAUUACCGCCAAACCGUGCAAUGCAGAGACGGCGGGCGAGGAUCUAGCUGAAGCAUUCCUGACGCCAAACGAGGUGUUUUAUGUCCGCAAUCACAUGUGGGUUCCUGUGAUUGAAGACACGGCGGCAGAUGCGCACGGCAUCACGAUUGAACUUCCUGAUGGUGAUGUUAAGACAUACACAGUCCAUGACUUGAAGGCCAAGUUUAAGCAGUAUUCGGUGACAGCUGUACUGCAAUGCUCGGGCAACAGACGGAGAGACAUGACGGAGCAUGCCAACAAGACGAAUGGUCUGCAAUGGGGCCCAGGAGCCAUCAGUUGCGCCAAAUGGGAAGGAGUACGCCUACGCGAUGUACUUAAAGAUGCCGGACUGCCACUCGAUGACCUACCCGAAGACGCUCAGCACGUGCAAUUCUCAGGCCUGGAGGCGUACGGCGCCAGCAUCCCCAUCCACUCUGCUCUGGACCCGCGCGGUGAUGUGCUUUUGGCAUUCAAAAUGAACGAUCUACCAUUGCCAAGGGAUCACGGCUUCCCCGUUCGAGUCAUCGUCCCAGGCACAGUAGCAGCGCGCUGCGUCAAAUGGGUGAGCAAAAUUGUUGUUUCGGACGAGGAGAGCGACACCAGUUGGCAAAGGCGGGACUACAAAUGUUUCGGUCCCAAUGAGACUCGGGAUCUUGACUGGGAUAAAUAUAAGUCGAUCCAGGAGAUGCCCAUCACCAGCGCCAUCACGCGGGCACGGAAGAAGUCGGCAGACGGGAAUCACGUUGAAGUCGAAGGGUAUGCAUACUCUGGUGGCGGCCACGAGAUCCAGCGCGUGGAUGUGAGUCUCGAUGGGGGCAAGACGUGGGACCAGGCCAGUCUGGUUGACGACUCGGAGCAAGACAGCGGAAGCAAGGCGUGGUCAUGGAAGAGAUGGAGGUAUGAGGGGGCUUUGCCCACCACGACGGAAGCGGCUGCUUUCGUGGUGAAGGCUACGGAUGAUGCGUAUAACACCCAACCGCAGUGCUACAAGAGCAUUUACAAUUUGAGGGGUAAUUUGGCGACGGCCUGGCAUCGGGUCGAGUUCGAUCCUCGGAAGGAGAAGGGUUGUGCUGAUUCAUAA